CACGAUCUAUACUUGAGAGCGAAAUAUUUGGAACCUGGAAGCCUCAAACGCACUGUCACUCACGCGUAUAUAGGUUGCAUAAACUUUUCUGUUGUUGUGUUGCUAUUCAUUGAGCUCAAACAAUGGCGAAAAUCUCCUUCAUUUUCGUCUCUCUGGUUGCAUUUUGGUACAUCAUACUCACAGAUGGUGCUCAACUUAUUGUAGUGAACAACUGUGGGGAAAGUGUGUGGCCAGGGAUACUUGGCGGUGCAGGGCAGCAAAGUCCAAAAGAUGGUGGGAUGCAUCUUGGGAGUGGUGAAGAAAUUGUGCUUGACGUACCAGAAAAGUGGUCAGGGAGAAUUUGGGGUAGGCAAGGUUGUAGCUUUGACAGUGAUGGAAAUGGGCACUGUGUCACUGGUGACUGCAAUGGGAAGCUGCAUUGUAGAGGGCAAGGAGGAUUGCCACCUGCAACAGUGGUGGAAAUGACCCUUGGAUCCUCCUCCUCCCCUUUGCACUUCUAUGAUGUGAGUUUGGUGGAUGGCUUCAAUUUGCCAGUUUCCAUGAAGCCCAUUGGGGGUGGAGUUGGGUGUGGAGUGGCAUCUUGUGAAGUGGAUUUGAAUAUUUGCUGUCCAUCAGCACUUGAGGUGAAGAGAAAUGGCAGAGUUGUGGGGUGUAAAAGUGCAUGCUUGGCUAUGCAAUCAGCUAAAUAUUGCUGCACAGGGAAUUAUUCUGACCCAAAAACUUGCAAGCCUACUCUUUUUGCUCAUCUCUUUAAGGCUAUAUGUCCUAAGGCUUAUAGUUAUGCAUAUGAUGACUCUAGCAGCCUUAACAGAUGCAGGGCUCCAAGAUAUGUUAUCACCUUCUGCCCUCCUCCACUGUAAAGGGAUUCAUGAUGACAAAACUGAAGUUGAAGCUGCUGUUGGAGAAUUGCAAAGAUCAUCAGUUAUCUGUGAAGAACUGUUUUCUGAAUAUUUUAGUUCUGUUUUUUAAUCUUCAAUUGUCAUAGUUAUCUCUUUUUUAGAGUCUUAAUAGUCAUUGUUCUUUGCCAUCAAGGUAGUUGAAACAAAGGGUAGAUUGAUAAAAACAAUAUUUCACA
Messenger RNA from Vigna angularis (adzuki bean), 1075 nucleotides. RefSeq names its product thaumatin-like protein. The record is from RefSeq and is a predicted model, not a curated record. Lineage: Eukaryota; Viridiplantae; Streptophyta; Magnoliopsida; Fabales; Fabaceae. Gene Ontology annotation, biological process: defense response. The coding region runs from base 123 to 860 and encodes 245 amino acids. The transcript has 2 exons. Gene Ontology annotation, cellular component: extracellular region.